This is a messenger RNA of Trypanosoma grayi, 2727 nucleotides long. RefSeq names its product vacuolar protein sorting-associated protein 35. The transcript has a single exon. NCBI's taxonomy places the organism in Eukaryota, Euglenozoa, Kinetoplastea, Trypanosomatida, Trypanosomatidae. Gene Ontology annotation, biological process: retrograde transport, endosome to Golgi; intracellular protein transport. Gene Ontology annotation, cellular component: retromer complex; late endosome; retromer, cargo-selective complex. Bases 1 to 2727 code for a protein of 908 amino acids. The record is from RefSeq and is a predicted model, not a curated record.
AUGGUGACUCCUGGUGUGGUAACGGAGACGAACGUCAUCUCGAUCGACGGUCCAAUCCUGACGCCGAAGCAGGAGCAGGAGAAGUGGCUUGGUGAGGCGGUGCAGGCGGUCCGGGAGCACGCGGCGAGCAUGCAGGCGCACAUGCGCCAGCGCGAGUUCAUCAACGUCCUCCGAAGCGCGUCGCAUAUGCUCGCGGAGCUCCGCACCGGCAUGCUGGCGCCGCAGAACUACUAUGAACUGUACGUGAAGGUCUUCGACGAGAUGCAGCAGCUCGAGCAGUACAUCGAGGAGGAGUACAGGCGCGGCCGCCCGCUGGAGGAGAUGUACGAGGUCGCGCAGCACGCUGGCUGCAUUGUGCCGCGGCUCUAUCUCCUCAUCACCGUCGGCGCGGUGUACAUCAAGUCAGGGGAGCAGCCCGCGCUGGAGAUACUGCACGACCUGCUGGAGAUGUGCAAGGGCGUGCAGCACCCGACGCGCGGCCUGUUCCUGCGUCACUUCCUGUUGUCGAUGAUGAAGAACAGGCUACCGGGUGACAGCAACCGCGUUGUGGCCGACAGCGUGGAGGGCGACGGCGGCACUGUUGAGGACACCGCGGAACUGCUGCUGCAAAACUUCAAGGAGAUGAACUGGCUGUGGAUACGCAUGGAGGCGAAGGGGCCGGCGCGGACGGAGUCGCAGAGCGUGGUUCAGCGCAAGCACAGAGACCGCAAGGAGUUGUGUGUGCUUGUCGGUAUGAACAUUGUUCGCAUUUCUCAGCUGGAAGGGGUGGAGCGGCAGGUGUACAAGAGCAACAUCCUCCCGCGCCUCCUCAGCAUUAUCGUCAAGUACCGCGAGUCGCUGGCGCAGCAGUACCUCCUGGAGGUGAUUGUGCAGGUGUUCCCCGACGAGUUCCACCUCUUCACGCUGGACGACCUCCUCGGCGCACUCGAGCACGUCUCACCGAGCGUCGACGUGUGUGCCAUUCUGGCGUCGCUGAUGGAGCGGCUCGGCAACUACGCCACCGCGCUGCGCGACGGGGUCGCGGAGGCGGGCAGCCGCAAGGAGGAAAAGCAGCUGCACAAGAUGUUCGACACCUUCAAGGCGCGCCUCGACGCGAUGCUCUGCGGCCGCGACGCGAGGCCAAGGAUCGCCCCCACCACCAACAACAACAGCACCAACAAUAGUCAUAGUAGUGCCGUCAAUAGCAACAGUGGCAAUAACAACAGUAGCACCAGCAGGAGUGGCGGUAACCUCAACUUUAUGUUGCCGUCGUACGUCAAGUCGAUGCUGUGCCUCGUCGAGUUGUCGCUAAAAACAGACCCUGUUGCAGCCGUGGCGCAGAUUGGAGUUGUGCUGGGAAGCAUUGCGGAGCGUAUGACAUCCCCACCGCGGGACGUCGUCGUUAAGACGGUGGAGCGCAUGAUUGCGUACGUCAUCAAGACACUCAAGGACCCGAGUGUUGUGCUCACCGUUGAAAACCUCGACGUGCUGACGCAAAAGCUCCCCUUCGCCUCGCGACGUGAGGUGUCCCUCACGCUGUGUACAACGAUUGUGCAGUUGGCGCCCUCACGCCGCAUCGCCACGCUCGAAUUGGCUGCGCGGCUCUUCGAGCUCAUCGUGCCGCUCGUGCGUGACGAGCCGGACGCGCCGCGGCGGCGCGGCGACGGGCACGACACGGCGGUGGAGUUUUUGGAGGAGCAGCACCUCGUGUGCCGCGUGCUGCACCUGCUGCAGUGUGACGACCUCGCGAUGCAGAUGAAGAUGCUGAACGGCGUGCGCAAGCAGCUUGGCCAAGGUGGACCCGAGCGUGUAGUGGUAACGCUGCCGACGCUGGCCUCGUUGUACAUGCGCCUCGCACUGCGUGUGAAGGCCGCAGCAGCGGGGCAGGAUGAGGCAGACGGCGGGGAUGGAGCGGCAGCAACGGCAGACGGGCUGUCGUGUGCGAAGCCGUUUCACUUCAUCCACUCCGGCGACGGCAAGGGCAUUCUGGAGAUGCUCGCGGGUGAAGUGCCGCAGCAGACAUUUCACCUCUACCUCGCUGCCGCCAACGCGGCCGACGUGUGCGGGCUCGCCGAUGUGGCGUACGAGCACUACGUGAGUGCCUUCCAGAUCUACGAGGAGUGCGCCGCCGACACGCGGGAGCAGAUAGAGAUGAUGGGCUGCAUGAUCUCCUCCUUGUACGGCCUGCGCGCUAUGCCAGAGGAGAGCUACGAGCUGCUCGCCACAAAGGUCUGCCAGUACAGCUCCAAGCUGGUGCGCAAAAGCGACCAAAGCCACGUCGUCUCGUUGUGCGCCCACCUCUUCUGGAAGAGCGCGCUGUCCGACGAGAGCCACCACCGCGUGCUGGAGUGCCUGCAGCGCGCGCUGAAGAUUGCCAACCACGCCCAGCCGGCGCAGCAGCUGCCGCUCUUCGUCGAGCUGUUGAACCAGAUGCUCCACUACUACGCCGGUAGGGCGCCGGGGGUCACGGUGAAGUACAUCACCACCCUCAUCGACCUCGUCGAGGAUGCCAGCAGCAAGGCCGCUGAGGAGGACCGCAAUAACGACAUGUACAGCGGCGGCGGCGGCAGCAGCAAUGAGAAUGGCGAUGGUGAGAACAACUCGUACGAGUCAGCGCGUCGGUUUUACCGCAACACAGCGCGGUACAUUCGCUCGCGCCAGCAGGUGGAUGAGCGCUGGGGGGCCAUCGGCGAGGAUCACGAGAGUGAGGGUGACGCUGCUGAUGCCGCUGCCGCGGGAGAAGGCUAG